Messenger RNA from Peronospora matthiolae, 1470 nucleotides. Lineage: Eukaryota; Oomycota; Peronosporomycetes; Peronosporales; Peronosporaceae. The record is from the annotation of a GenBank genome assembly.
AUGCACCUUCGUGGAGUUUUCCGUGCGGCAAAACUGCCAAGAGGCCAAGGCGCGAUCGGCACCAAGUGGGUGUUCAAGAUCAAGCGCAAAGCGGAUGGAUCGGUCGAGAAAUACAAGGCGCGUCUCGUUGCCAAGGGCUUCAAGCAGAAGUACGGCAUCGACUACACAGAGACGUUCUCGCCCGUGGUCAAGUACGUGACACUGCGUAUGGUGAUCGCGAUCACCAAGUAUUUCGACUGGCCACUGGACCAACUCGAUGUGGUGACAGCCUUUCUCUACGGAGUGAUGAAGGAGAAGGUGUACUGCGUGAUACCAGAAGGCGUCGAGAUGGAUGGCGACUUCGACUGUCUCGAGUUGGUGAAGGUGAUCUACGGUCUCAAGCAAGCUUCACGUGUGUGGAACGAGACUUUCGACGAGUUUGUAUGCUCUAUCGGUUUCGAGGCGUCGGCGUUCGACCCAUGUCUCUACAUCAAGGUUGUCGACGGUCACUGUGUGCUCGUGCUGGUCUACGUGGAUGACGUGUUGGUCACCGGCAGCUCGCUCGAGUUGAUUGCGCAGACGAAGGCCGACCUCAAGACGCGUUUCGAGAUGACCGACAGUGGCAAGUGUACUUUUGUACUGGGCAUCGAACUGGUGGAUGAAUCGGAUGGCAGCGUGACGAUGUGCCAGCGACGGUAUGUCAACGACAUCCUCAAGCGCUUCGGCAUGGAUGAGUGCAAGGCCACAGCAAGUCCGGUCGACUUGAGCACUCGGCUUGUCGCAAGCACCGAAGCGGCCAAGAUCGACGUUCCGUUUCGUGAAGCUGUGGGAGCUUUGAUGCACUUGACGACUGCGACGCGCCCGGACAUUGCGUAUGCUGUGGGGUACGUCUCGCGCUUCAUGGAGAGUCCGCAGCAAGAACAUUGGACGGCGGUGAAGCGCAUCUUUCGUUACUUGCAAGGGACCAAGUCGCACGGACUCCGCUUCCAGCCAAGCGACAAGAUCGACUUUCGUGGCUACUCGGACGCGGACUGGGCCGGCGACCACGCUGAUCGCAAGUCGACUUCGGGUUACACUUUCAUGCUGAUGGGUGCUCCUGUGAGUUGGGGAAGCAAGAAGCAGUCAAGUGUGUCGCUGUCGACGAGUGAAGCGGAAUACAUCGCACUGAGUCUGGCCAUCCAGGAAGGCAAGUGGGUGCAUCGCCUGCUAUGCGAGAUUUUGGCGGCCGCAAACGAACCAGGACCGGACCUCGUCAUCCGUGAAGACAACCAGUCGUGCAUCAAGAUGACGAAGAAUCCGGUGAAUCAUGGCCGCGCCAAGCACAUCGACAUCAAGUACCAUCACAUCCGUGAUGAGGUCAAGCGCGGUGAAGUGAAGCUCGAGUAUUGCGAGACUUCCGUGAUGAUGGCGGACAUCAUGACCAAGGGACUUUCGGGACCUCGUCACAAGGACUUGACGACGGCUCUCGGCAUUCGUGCGAGUUCGGAUUGA